This is a messenger RNA of Melozone crissalis (California towhee), 6260 nucleotides long. RefSeq names its product GRIP and coiled-coil domain containing 2 (gene GCC2). NCBI's taxonomy places the organism in Eukaryota, Metazoa, Chordata, Aves, Passeriformes, Passerellidae. The transcript is spliced from 23 exons. Gene Ontology annotation, biological process: late endosome to Golgi transport. The record is from RefSeq and is a predicted model, not a curated record. The coding region runs from base 1 to 5151 and encodes 1716 amino acids. Gene Ontology annotation, cellular component: Golgi apparatus.
AUGACGGAGGCGGAAGCGGCUCGGGGAGGAUGUAGCGGCGCUGGCAGCGGCUGUGGCGCCGCGAUCUCCCCGCCCCUGCAGCCGGCCGGCCCCGCCAUGGAGGUUCAAGAUGCUGGGCAGGAGAUGGUGGCAUCUUCUGGCACACCAGGAUCAGGCAAAUCAAAGCUGGACACAUUGCCCAAGGAAGACCUCAUCAAGUUUGCAAAAAAGCAAAUGAUGCUUAUACAGAAAGUGAAGUCAAGAUGUGCAGAACUGGAGAAAGAAAUUGAAGAACUCAGAUCUAAAGCAGCCACUGCAGGAGGUGAUGAUAUUAUUCAGGCUCUCACAGAAAGGCUGGAUGUGGUGCUUCUGGAAAAAGCUGAAAGUCAGCAGCAGUGCAUAGCUCUGAAAAAAGAAAAUGUUCAAAUAAAGCAAGAAGCAGAGGCUGCAGUGGCUAAAACAGAAGAAUUAGAGAAGCAACUGGAACAAUCAAGAAUUGACUCUCUGGAAGAAAUAAAAGCUCUGAAGAGUGAAUUAGCAAAUGCACAAUGCAAGCACAAUGAGGAUUUAAAAAAGCUGAAGAUGGAAUUAGAUGAACAAGUGAAGAAACAAAUGGAGCUGGUGGAACAGGUUGAAUGUUACAAUGAUAGUCAAAAAGAAGUUAAAAGAUUACAAGAUGAUGUCCAAAGAAUUAAAUCUACUUAUGAAGAGCAAAUUUUGUGUCUGAACAAGCAGUUGGAAGCUGUGAAUGAAGACAAAAACAAAGAAGUGACAAAUCUGCAAGAAACUAUUAAAAGCACCUCUCAGUGUUACCAUAAUGAAAUAAAAAAUCUGAAUGAAGAGCUUAAAAAAUUAAAAACUGCUCAUCAGGAAGAGGUGUCAGAACUAAUGCAUCGGAUUGAAAUAUCAUCUAAAGAAAAUGAAGAAAAGCAAAAUCAAAUCAAUCAGUUGCAGCAUAAUUUGGCAGAGAAAAAUGCCAAGGAUGAAAUGCAUGCUCAGACUGACCAGCGUGAAUAUGACUUGGAGCAGCUGAGAGAAGUGCUACAUAAAAAUUUAGAAAACAAAAUAGAUGUUGCAGAUACACAAGAAGAACCUUGUGUAAAAGCAAAAAUGGAGGAAAAAGUUAGGUACCUGGAGCAUAGUUUAGAAGAACUCCAGUCCCAACAUAGUAUAUUAAAAGAUGAGUUGACUUAUAUGAGCAAUGUCAAGACAAAACUGGAAGAGGAAAUCCAUCGUAUGAAGGAUGAGUACUUUCAUGAGCGGGAAGACUUGGAUUUUAAGAUCAAUGAAUUGCAGCUUACUAAAGAAGAUUACUGCUGUGUAAUUGAAAAACUGAAAUUGGAGCUUCAAGCAGCAGGACAGCACUAUGAAACUGCUGCAAAAGAGCACAAAUUAGAGGUUCAGACUCUGAAAGAUCAGCACCAGAGAGAAAUUUCUGAACUAAAUGAAACUUUAUUAUCUGGUUCCGAAAAAGAACAGAUGGCAUUAGUUUUUGAAAUGCAGGAACUUAGAGAACAACUUGAGAAGGUAACUCAGGAGAAAGAAGAAGCAGUGUCCAAUUACAACAGCCUGAGAGAAACAAUGGAAACUCUACAGGCUGAGCUAGGUGAAUCUGCUGGAAAGAUCAGCCAGGAGUUGGAAUCAAUGAAACAACAGCAAGCUUCUGAUGUCAGUCAACUGCAACAGAAACUCCGGGCUGCUUUCAGUGAAAGGGAUGUUCUUCUUGAAAAUGUAAAUCACCUCCAGGAAAAAGUAAAAAAAUUUUCAGAAGAGACAGAAGAACUUAAAUGUAAAAUCGUUAGUCUUCAGGAGGACAAUAGUGCAAUGGCAAGCUCCGUUGACCAAAAAGAGAUUACUGUAAGAAAACUGGAAGAGAAAAUCACUGCUCUUACUGAUCAAAACAGGGAUAUUUUAAAUGAUGUAAAGUGCUUGAGUGAAGAGAGAGAAACCCUUCAGGAAACAUGCAAGCAAAACCAAGUUAAAAUGCAGGAACUUCAGCAAGAAGUAGAUUGUGCUAACCAGGACAAUAAUGACCUGAAGCAAAAGGUAGAGGAAUUAACAGAGAGACUGAGUGAAGCUUUCAUUUCUAAGGGUGAAAAUGCUCAAAUGCUAGAACAAUUAGAAAAACAGAUUGAAUCUCUGGUGCGUGAAAAAGAGCAGCUUUCAUCUGAAGUGCACACUCUGCAUGAGGAAAAUAAGAAACUCAUUCAGGAAAAAGGUGAAUUAAGUGAAGAGCUGGGAAAGACUACGUCUGAAAAAGAUAGUUGUUCACUAUUGAAAGAGCAGUCUGAAAACUUAGAAAAGAAACUACAAAUGAUGACUGCAGAAAAAGACCAUAUAUCAACAUUACUUGAAAAUGAACAAGUGCACACAUCCCUUGUAAGAACUCAGCUAUACCACUUACUUGAGCAAGUGGGGUUCAGCAUUUCAGAUUCUAAUGAAGAAAAUGAUUCUCUUAACUUGUUAAAAAUUGCAAAUGAAUGCUUGUCAAAAAUUAAAGAAGAGCAGUGCCUUGCUCAUGAAAAAGAGGAGGAAGUAAUUAGUUUGCAGCGAGAAGUUGAGAGACUAGAGGAAGAAAAUGCGGCUCAACAUAGAGAACAUAGAUCCCUGAUUCAGGAUUUUGAAAAAGAAAAGAAUCUUUUGAGAGAAGAGCUGGAAGGAGUGUUGUCUGAAAAAGAAGCACUUCAACGUGAUAUCCAGGAGUUGAGAAAUGCCAGUGAAAAAACAAGGAUUGAAAAUCAAGAUCUUUUAGCUAAUACUGAAGAGAUGAGUCAAAAACUUGCUCUUUAUGAAAAUCAAAUACAAGAACAGCAAAAAGGAUCUGAAAAGCAAGACGACUUAAAUUUCAUUCUGGAACAAAAGGAAACUGAGCUUAGAAAUGUGAAAGACGAACUGAGUUCUCUAAAGAAUUUAAUGGAAACAAUGACUGAGAAAACUGAUGAGCAAUCUUCAGUAGCAGAGCUUCAAGAGAAAAUUGGGAUGCUCGAAAAAGAAUCUGCUGAAAAAGGAGAGAAGCUAAAUAAAAUUAAAGUGGUUGCUGUGAAAGCCAAGAAAGAAUUAGAUGCCAGCCGAAAAGAGGUGCAGACUCUGAAGGAAGAGUUGGAGUUGGUUCGAUCAGAAAAAGAUCAAUUGUCUGCUUCAAUGAAAGAUGUCAUUCAAGGAGCUGAAAGCUAUAAGAAUCUUCUGAUGGAGUACGACAAGCAAGGAGAGCAGCUGGAUUCUGAAAAAGGCAGAGCAAAUAACCUUGAACGUCAGAUAGAGGACCUCACAAGACAGCUACAGGUGUCAUCUGAGCAGCAUGAUCAGUUAUGUUCUGCUAAUGAAGACCUCCUGGCUCGUGUUGAAACAGUGCAAAAUAAUGCUAAGCUGCUGGAAACUCAGAUACUGGAGAUACAAAGGGCCAAAGCAAAGGCUGACAAAGAACUAGAGGCUGAAAAACUUCUAAGAGAGCAGAAAACAAAGGAACAUAGUGGUGCUCUCCGAGAAAUGGAGGAGCUUCAGAUGCAACUUCAGAAGGAAAAGAAACAUCUGCAGAAAACUAUGCAAGAACUAGAGCUGGCCAGAAAGGAUGCUCAAAAGAGUACACUGAUGGAUAUGGAAAUAGCUGAUUAUGAAAGGCUAGUAAAAGAACUUAAUCAGAAGAUUACUGAUAAAGACAACAGAAUAGAAGAUCUUGAGCAAGAAACAGGGAUUCAGAAACAGAAACAAGAGACCCUACAGGAAGAAAUAAAGUCACUUCAGUCAACUAUGCAACAGGAUGAGGAAAGAAAUGCCAAGAUAAAACAACUCCUGGUGAAAACCAAAAAAGAGCUGGCUGAUUCAAAACAAGCUGAAAAUGACCACCUAAUGUUGCAGGCAUCAUUGAAAGGGGAACUGGAAGCAAGCCAACAGCAAGUGGAAGCUUAUAAGAUUCAAGUGGCUGUGCUGACAUCAGAAAAGCACAAAGUUCAGGAGCAGCUGAGAACAUCCUCGGAGCAGCACCAGCGGACAAUGAGUGCUUGCCAGCAAAAAAUUGCAACCCUGCAAGAGGAGUGCAGAGCAGCCCAGGCUGAACAAGCAUCUGUUACAUCUGAAUUUGAAAGCUACAAAGUUCGUGUUCAUAAUGUGCUAAAACAGCAAAAGAGUAAAUCUACUGCUCGGACAGAAUCUGAAGGAGCCAAACAAGAAAGGGAACAGUUGGAAAUGGUGAUAGAUCAGCUUAAAGUUAAGCUGCAAGAUGCUCAGCAUAAUUCACAGAUGAAUGCCUCUGAACUCCAGGCAUUGCAGUCUGAACACGACACCCUGCUGGAAAGGCACAAUAAGAUGCUGCAAGAGACUGUUGCAAAAGAAGCAGAACUCCGUGAAAAGCUCUGCACAAUACAGUCUGAGAACAUGGUCAUCAAAACAGAGCACGCCCAGGCGUUGAGUCAGCUGACAGCCCAGAAUGAAGCUCUCCGGAACAACUUCAGAGAUCAGGUCAGGAACCUGCAAGAAGAACACAGGAAGACAGUAGAGACACUUCAGCAGCAACUCUCCAGAGUAGAAGCUCAGCUCUUCCAACUCAAGAGUGAACCAAGCACUAGAGGUCCAGCUGUUUCAAAUCCAGCAACGAAGACCUUGAGAGAGCGGCGGAGCACUGACCUUCCUGUGCUCGAUGUGCACACUGUGGCUAGGGAAGAGGGAGAAGGUAUGGAAACAACAGACACAGAGUCUGUGUCCUCAGCCAGCACCUAUGUGCAGUCCUUGGAGCAACUGCUGAACUCACCAGAAGCAAAGCCUGAACCAUCUCAGUGGCAAGCAGAUCUCAGCAAGGAUGAGCUGAUUCAGAAACUAAACACAACAACUAAGAGUGCUGAUCACUUGAAUGAAUUACUCCGUGAAUCAGAAGCAACCAAUGCAAUCCUAAUGGAACAAAUAAAGCUUCUUAAGAAUGAAAUAAGAAGAUUGGAAAGAAAUCAAGAGAGAGAGAAGUCUGUGGCUAAUCUAGAAUACUUGAAGAAUGUUCUACUGCAGUUCAUAUUUCUGAAAUCAGGAAGCGAGAAGGAACGGCUGCUCCCAGUUAUAGACACCAUGUUGCAGCUCAGCCCUGAAGAGAAGGGGAAGUUGGUUGCAAUUGCCCAAGGUGAAGAAGAGAGUACCUCACGGCCUUCUGGGUGGGCUUCGUACCUCCACAGCUGGUCAGGACUUCGAUAAAACAGUGGAAACACUGCAUCUUUAAAAACAUUCCACAACUGCAAAACUGAGAAAUCUUACUGUAGAUCUGUUGGUGUUGUAUCAUUGAACUACAGGGUUUUAUUUUUGUGUGGUUUUUUUCAGCUUUUUAGGCUCCACUAAGAAAGAAGCCUGCAGUAGCUCUGAAAGAUGGUCCUAUGUUAUGCUCUGGCAACAGUGAACUAUUUUUCUUGAAAAUAUUAAAACAGAUAAUAAGAACUAUGAGAAGUGACAAAUUCAUUGCAAAUAGUUUGGAAACAGAAUUUGUCAACCUGUGAUAGUUCUUUUGAUAUCAGUUAAAAAGUUUGACCUUAUAUUAACUGGAAUAACUAGAGUUUAGAUUUUAAGCAUUUAAAAGUGUUUACAGUUGCUUUCACAUAUCACUGUCAGCUAGCUAAUCUAUAUGGUUAGUGUUACUCUCUGCACAUUUAAGAAAUUUAAAAUUAUUUCCUCUCUUGUGAAGGCUACAAAAUGUAAGAUAUUUAAGAAACAGGGCAUUUUCUGCUUUAAAGUUGUUGUCUUUCUUAAAUUAUUUUGCUUUUGCAGAACAUGAAGGCAACCGUUCACAAAAUGUAGAGGGUGCAAAAAUCUGUAUGAAAUACAGUGCUUGUCACACUUGGGCAUGGUACUAUAACAGAGAUUAAUGGCGUCUAUGGAGGCCUUAGGAUAGUACUCCAAGACUUAGAGGUCCUAAGUGAGCUGAAGCUUUAUGAGAAAGGGCUUGAGCUAGGGCAUUUUAAUCUGAGCUUGGAAGUUUGUGGAAAAGACCAGGAAAAAAUGUUCCAUUACUGUAACAAUGUCUCUAAUUGGAUGACAAGACUACUCACACUGACUUAGUCAUAGUGAAGACACUAAAGAAUGCAUCUGAGCCCACAGGUCAUAACAUCAACUUCUGAGGGAAAAGAAUGAAGCUUUUGUCAAUAGAUGCAUUUUUCAAAUGUUCUAAUGAUUGAAGAUCUUACUCUCUCCAUUACCUGUGUGUGUACAUUGUUUGCGCAGAUAUUUGCACAGAUGAGAUGGUCUCUGUUCCAGGUUACUCAACAGAAUGUUAUAGGUUUUUCCCAAGAAAAAUAAAUUUCUACCAUCUCUUC